Messenger RNA from Geodia barretti, 2352 nucleotides. The record is from the annotation of a GenBank genome assembly. Lineage: Eukaryota; Metazoa; Porifera; Demospongiae; Tetractinellida; Geodiidae.
AUGGUAGCGAAGGUAUCCUUCAAUUACUGUCAGUUUGAGAAACAAAAAAUCAAAGAGAGCUACGAACCACAACACGGAGGAGUUGCAAUACACAUUCGCAACUUCCAGCUCCCAGUGUACGUCCCACACACAAGACCUCUUCUCGAAGUAGAGUUUUCCAACUGCACAUUCAGGGACAACAUACCAAAACCGAAUGCUUCUUCUACCUCUCUCUAUGCUGCAGAGUCCCACAACGGAGUCCUGUUCAUUCAAGGGAUUGACAGUGCGACAUUUUCAGGGUGCAUGUUUGUCAACAAUAAUUGCAGUGGGAUUGUAUCAAUUCAGAGUUUGUUGAUCAUUCGAGGUGAAAACAUCAUUCACAACAAUACUGGAGUAAGAGGUGGUGGAAUGGUCCUCUGCUCAAGGUCAAUCAUAUUCCUGCAUAAUAAUUCACUCCUCAAUAUCACCGAGAACAGAGCAAAGGAAUUUGGUGGUGGGAUAUACGUUGAGAGUGAAUGUGACCAGGAUGUUCCCCACUGCUUCUUUCAGGUCAACAAUACUCAUAUCACUUUCAAUGACACACGUGUGUCUCUUGUCAACAACACUGCACUAGCAGUCAUGGUAGUCGUUGUUGGCCAGAGGAACGGAACAGCUCCCGGAGCAGUAAAAGCUAUUGCCGGGACAAACACCUCACUGGGGAGCCUGCAGACAACCCAGGAUGUCACAGUCAGUUGCACACCUCUCAAUUACACAGUCUACACGUCCCUCUCUCGAACAAAGAUUGAACUUCGUGUCCAGCACUCUCUUUUAUCGCCCGCACCCACUCUCAAAAUCAACCGAACUUUUGUUAAAGUAAACUUAAAGGGGUGUCCGAUAGGAUUUGUACUCUCUAGUGGGACGUGCACAUGCUCAGAGACACUGGCUGGUAAACCUGGUGUAGAUUGUUUUCUUGAGCCCUAUCCCACAAUCAGACGCAGCUCUUACUCCUGGAUUGGAUACCACAACAGCUCAGACCCCAGUAAAUCUGGGAUCAUCUACCAAAAGUAUUGUCCCUCGGGCUACUGUCAUGUGGGUACAGUAGACAUUAAUUCUUCUGAAAUUAGCUUUGAGCAGAAUUCUCAGUGUGCCCAUUUUCGUAUGGGGUUACUCUGCGGGAGUUGCCCGCCAAAUAUGAGUGCAAUCUUUGGGAGUCCCAAGUGUAAGGUUUGCUCAAACAAAUUCCUUUCACUAAUCAUUGCUCUCGCUGUGGCUGGAGUGGCACUUGUGGCCUUUCUGAACCUAUCAAAUCUUACAGUUACCAGUGGGGAAAUAAACGGACUCACUUUCUAUGCCAAUGUAAUGCAAAUAACCCUGAAAAACGUUUCAAAGACAGAUGGUGUGAUAUUUAGUUUCAUAUCAUGGUUAAAUUUAGACCUUGGGGUACAUACAUGUUUUUACAAUGGAAUGGAUGCAUUUGGCAAGGUUUUCCUCCAGUUUGUCUUUCCCACGUAUCUGUUUGCUUUGGCCUUCCUCAUUAUUUUUCUCUGCCGCAAAUACCAGAGACUUGCAAACUGUAUGGGUAACAACGCAGUAAAAGUACUUGCAACGCUAUUUUUCAUCUCCUAUGCUAAACUCUUACGCAUCAUCGUCUUGGUGUUUAACGUGUCGAUAUUCACGUACCCAGACAAUUCAUCUGAGUGGAGGUGGACUGAAGACGGUAGCAUUCUCUUUGCAAGAGGGAAACACUUGGCCCUUGUCGUGUGCGGCUUUGGUGCAGUAUGCUUCUCCCUUCCCUUCACUGCCAUUCUAACAUUCCACCCGUGCAUGCAGAGGUCUAGUAAAAAGUGUUUCAAGUGGAUCCACAGACUGAAACCACUACUCGAUGCCUACAGUGGCGUUUACAAAGACAGGUACCGGUUUUGGACCGGACUUCUUCUCUUUGCCCGUCUCUACCUCUUUCUCACCUUUGCAGUCGACGUCCAUCAGAUUUCCUACUACAAGUCAUUGUCUGUUCUAUUUGUCUGUCUGCUUGUGCUCUCGCUGGGCUGGAUGUUUGGUGGGGUGUAUAAGGACUGCCGACUGGAUGUGCUUGAGGCUUCCUACAUCAUUAACUUGGCCUUAUUCUCUGGGGCUUCACUGAAUGGCAGUGUGUCACAAGAACGAAUCGCUGAAAUUUCAAUUGGAGUGGCGUUUGCUACUUUUCUGUUCACUCUGAUAUGGAAAUUUAGAACGCUGCGUGUGUUCAAAAGAGUUGCGGCAUUUGUGUCACAGAGAGAAGACGCCACAGUGGGAACUGUUCCUUCCCGCAAUAUCUCCUGGUUUAGUAUCUCAGAUCAUCAUGGAGAGGGCAACGAUGGUUCGCUUGACAGAGAAAGCCAACCUCUACUCCCAUGA